UCCAAACUUAAAAGUGCCGCCCCCUCGUGUCUGUGCGGACGCGUGUUGUCUGUGCGCGCAGCUGGACGCGGUGAUCCGACAUGAGGCUGCGCCUGGCCGCUCCUCUGUGCCUCCUCGGCUUCUUGUGGCUGUCGGAGUGCGCGCCCCCGACCUGCUACUCCAGAGCGCUCGGCCUGAGCGGAGAAGUCAUGGCUCUGCUGGACAAGAUCCACACGCACCAGCGCACGAAAACGUGCGCCGAGGUCCUUCCGACCGUCUUCCUCGAUGUGCAUAACUCGUGCGUCACCACUAAGCUCCGGGACCUUCUCUACGUGGUGCUGAACCAUCCCGACCAGUCCUGCAGAGAGCGUCCCAGGAUGGUGCUGCUGAAGCGCAAAAUCCAGAACCUGUACACCAUCAUCACCAGAAUUUGUUAUCGGGACCUGGUGUUCUUCACAGAUGACUGCGAGGCUAUUGACACCGGCCGCAGCAGCCCUUACUACGCAGAGGACAGGCUCCAGCUUUUGCAAGAGGAGAGAUGAGCAGCACACAUACAUGCAGACAAAAGACACACACUUGUCUAUUACGUUCAUAAGAACACACAUCGGCAAUAUGUAGAAUACACACACACACACACCCCACAGCCUGUGUAUUACAUGCAUCAUAUAUGGUCUUGGCAGGACACACAGUGCUGUUUCAUGCCCUACCCCGUUGGCUCCGCGUUCAGCUGCAGACUCAUGUCAGAGGACAUGUGUGGUUACAUUCCUGCAAGGAAUGCAGAACUUUCCACAGGAAAUUUGCUGAAUGCCAACCAUGCCGAUGAAAACCUUACAAUAAUAAACCAAUAAGAGAUGCUUGUGAGCCGGGGCUUUAACCGCUGCUUACUUACCAGGGCUGAUCAAAGGUCCGCAUGUCAUUAAGAGAAAUAUGUUGUGUUGCCAUAACCCUUGGUCCGACUAACAUGACUUAGAGGAGCUCUAUAUGGCGUUUUGCAAAACUUUUACGAAGUUGAACGUGGCGGCUGAACGUGUAAUGUAAGAAAUCGACGUUGCCUCGGUUGUACAGUGCGUUUGCCCUCAGUUCUCUCCGGCGCACAAAAGUGUUUUCACUUAUAACAGUGCUGCUGCUUCUUGGAGAGAAGCUCAACAAAAAAUUAUAUUUUAUGGCCUCAGGCCCAAUGCAUAUGAAAAACUAACCCUCAUUGUCAUAGACAUAUUAUAAACAUAUGCCUGUUCUUUAUAUAUAUACAUAAUGACAAUCUCUAAGCAGUAUGUCUCAUAUGAUAUGAUAAUAAAACAUAUCUUUAUGUA
This is a messenger RNA of Scophthalmus maximus (turbot), 1289 nucleotides long. It is a transcript of the gene cytl1, whose product is annotated as cytokine-like protein 1. The record is from RefSeq and is a predicted model, not a curated record. The coding region runs from base 81 to 521 and encodes 146 amino acids. Lineage: Eukaryota; Metazoa; Chordata; Actinopteri; Pleuronectiformes; Scophthalmidae. The transcript has 4 exons. Gene Ontology annotation, biological process: positive regulation of transcription by RNA polymerase II.